CCCAAGCCCGAAUGAAAAAGGUGGAGGGUUGCUUAAGGCCAUAAAAAGCCAGUGUUGAAAACAUGUUAGUACUCAUAAGCAUGAUCCUAACUGUUUCAUGGUAAGACUAGUCCGUCACAAUAAAUUGAUGCAACAUAUAUUGACCUCUCAAGUUAUUAUGAGAAAUAGAGUUUUCUGUUCCUAAUUCUAACAUUUAAAGUGCCCAUUAGUUCUUUAAAUCAAGGUCUGCAAUACCGAAUGAUACUGCUCGUACCGAGCGGUACAUACCGGUCCGUCAAUAGACCAGUACACGGACCGCCCGCUACCGAGCGGUACCAUCAAUUAAGGCAUUAUCGUUAUCGAUUGAGGUGUUAUUAUCGACGGUGAUCGAGGGAGAAGAAAGAAGAGGGAGAAGACGAAGAAAGAAAUAGGAAAAAAAGGUAGAACCUGGAUGUCACCUCGCUCCUCCUCGUCUGUUGACGACUUCUCAUCUGUGCGCUGGAGAAGAGGCAUCGGCUUGUGGGGCGGAGAGAAGCGAAGAUUGUUUUUUUCUUCUCUUCUUGGGCAAUGUCGCCUCGGGCAUCAUCGUAAUAUUUUUGUUUUUUAGAUGUCGUAAUUUUUUUUUAUCUGCGACGUCGCCCCGCAUAGAGGUAAACUGUGCGGUUUACCUAUAUAUAUAUAUAUAUAUAUAUAUAUAUACACACACACACAGUAGUAUACCAAAAUAUACCACUCGGUAUAUAGUAUCAUACCGUAUCGAAUAAGUCUUGAAAUUUUGGUAUGGUACAAAAUUUCAAUCCUUGAUUUAAGUGACUUCUUUUAUGGACUAACAUGCAAAUAUCGGGACUAUGUAACUUAUAUAUCAUGAACUAGCAUUGUCCAUAAUGUAAGUUACUCAUCUAAGAAACCAACAAGUAUGCUUUCUGUGGAUGAUAAUUGUUAGGACGGGAAACCACAACAUGUGGAUAAGGUUCUUAAUGGUGAAAUUUUAUAGGUUGGAUCAAGGUAUGCAAUACCGUACCGUAUUAGUAUUUCGAGGUUGGCUCGGUAUGGUACAGUACCGUAUACCGAGCGGUACGUUAGGGUGUACCAAGCGGUACACCUAAUUUAGUUGUAAGACCCUCCGAAAAUACCUAAAAAUAAAAAAAAGAAGUUAGGAUAGGAUUUUUAAGUUAGAAAUAAAUAUAGUAAUAGCAUAAGUUUAGUAAAAUCAAUGUAAAUUAGGUAAGAAUAGUAUCAUUAUUUUUUUUAGGCUUUGAAGAAUAUCUUAUGCAAGGUUCGUAUUUCAGUUCAGUACGGAUUAUCCUUAUGUAAACAUACAUCUUGAUUAGAAAGUUCUUCCUUUUAAUCUUCCUAAAUUAACCUCGAUUCAAUUUACAAAUCGUUGUUUUGUAGAGUUUAGGAGAGCACAAAUGUGAGAAAAAAAGAGUUUGAGAUAGUUUAAGAGAGUAUGAGAAUGUAAUGGAGUGAAAUAAAGGAGAAGAAGGGUUUAAAUACCAUAAGAAAGGGUUCCAACGGUCAAUUUGACCAUUGGAGCACUGUAUCACUAUUACCGAGCGGUUUUAAAUAUUUCUUCCUCUUACUGUAGCAUUGUAGCACUCUAGCAUGUUCUGUCUGGUAGCGGGCGGUUCGCGUACCGGUAUGUCGUCGGAUCGGUACGUAUCGCCCGUAUCGGGUGGUACCAUUCUAAAUUGGUUGGAUCAAGAUUGACAAUCCUUGGAACAUGAUGAGAUAAACUACUCCACUCUAUUUGACUUUGUGAACUAAAACUUGAUGGUUAAUUUUUUUUUACACUUUUUAUUGGCAGCUGAAAUGACAUAUAUGAAUCUCCAAUUGAAUUGUGAGAGACACGAUGGCUAUGCAGGUCCAUUUCUCAAAGGAUUUGGACUGCCAUUUACAAGGACAAGUCUCCACAUUGUUAGUUUCAGAUGUUCUUCUGUUUCUUCUUUGCAUUUUGUUCUGUAAUAUUUUGUGUCAAACAUUGAAAUAAUUAUAGAUGAUGUGUUCCAUAUUACUUAAUAGAAAUUCUUUUGCUUUUUGGCUUUCCACGUGUUCAAAAGUGUUCUUUCUUAGUUUAGAGGAUUCCACAAUAAGUUUACGAAGAAACUAAUGUUAAUUAAAUUAUUUUUUCAUGCAUAUUAUGUGAAUGGAUAUGGUUUCUUAUCAAAUCAAUUUACAACCUGAUUUGGCAAUUUUGUACUUGAAUAGUUGGGUCUGUCUUCAAUAUUUGAUGAAAUUGUUAAAACUGAAGUAACCAGGCACAUGCAACCUACUGAUUACUUGAGCUUGUUUGGGGAAGAAUUCAAAUGAACUGAAGAUUAUUGGGAUGCUUCUUAUUUGAAUGUCUUGGAUAUAUCUGCAGCGGAAGAAGGCAGUCCUCAUGUCUUAUUUGGAUGUGCUUCACAAGCAAAAGCAGCAUGUGUAUUGAUUGAUUUAUGCUUUGGACCAUUAUCACCAUGGAUAUAUACAAUUACUGCAAAGGUUGAUCUUGCAAUUGAACUUCCGGAGGACCUCUUGGUGUUAUUCAAGAUAGGAUGAUGAUGUUAAAGUAAUAGCCAGAACUGUUGGAUUGCACCGUCUGAUCUCGUUAAAUUUUUAUCCGUUUCUUCAAAAAUAUGUUCAGCCUCAUCAACGUGAUGUCACCGAUUUGCUUGCUGCAGCUGUCCAGGCCUGCCAUGAUAUGGUUGUGCUUUUUUUACUGUAGAUUUUCUAAGCAUUCAUAGUCAAGGCAUGCUGUUCCCAGUUCUGUUCUUCAGAUAGAAGAACUCAUCGAAGCUGUUUUUAUUUGAAUAGUACCUCCUGAUGCGGUUGAACCCUUAUUGAAACAAAUUGUGAAUCAAUUUGUGCAUGAUCGUUCUCGCACAGAGGCCAUUGCUGUUGGGCUGAAUGUUGUGAGGGAGAUCUGUAUCAGGAUGCCUUUGUUAAUGAAUGAAGAUCUGCUUCAAGACUUGGUCUUGUACAAAAAAUCACAUGAGAAGGCAGUUUCUUCAGCAGCUCGCUCCUUGAUAACUUUAUUCAGAGAGAUAUGCCCUUCUUUAUUGGUCAAAAAGGACCGUGGCCGUCCGGUCAAUCCCAAAGCAAGGCCAAAAGCAUAUGGAGAAGUUAGUAUAGCUACUGAUGUGCCUGACAUAGAGUUGCUGGAACACGUUGAUAACUCGAUGACUGACAGUUCUGAUGCUGAGGCUUCUGCAUCAGAUUUGGAGGAUGAGUAUGACAGUGAUGCUGAGACAGAGAAAGAGGAUGAUUCUUUGGAAGAUGAAGAAGAGGAUGAUGAGGUUUCAGAUGAAAAAAAUGAAGAAGAUUUAGGUAACAGUGAUAACAUUGAUGGGGAGGAAGAUGAUGGUGAUGAUCUUGAUGAUGAUAUUGAUGAGAAUGCUGCCUAUGAUGAAUAUGAUAGUGAUACUAAAGAUGUGGAUCUUAGUGAUGAUAAUAUGGAUAUCUCCAGUGAGCUAGAUGCAUCAAGGAAAAAGUCUUCUAAUGACAUCUGCAAUGAUGAUGACCUCAGUAAUCAUGAAUGCGCUUGUGAUGACAACGAUGAAAUAAAGGAAGAGGAGAAGGCCAAAUCAAAGAAGAGGAAGUUUGCGGAUUAUGUUGGACAACUGAAUACUUCAGAAUCAAGUCUUCGCACCCUUAAAAGACUAACAAUGGCCAAGAUGUCACAGAAAGCAUCAGAUGAAACAGAUGGAAUUCUUUCUAAUGAAGAUUUUCAACGUAUAAAAGAGUUGAAGGCAAAGAAAGAAGCAAAGCUGGUUAUGGCUCAGCAAGGUCUUUUGAGAAAGGGUAUAGACUCGAAAGUCUCAUCUUUCAAAAUUCCCUCUUCUGAGCAAUUAAGUAUAAAGCCAGUGGAUCCUGCUAUGCUAGAGGUCCACAUUAAAAGAAAGCUUAGCAAGGAGGAACGACUGGCCCUAGUAAGAGCUGGGAGGGAGGAUAGAGGAAAGUAUCAGGCCAGAACUGCUCUGAAACAAAAAAAGGUUAGCCUGUAUUGGAUUUAUGACAUGUUACGUGACAAUUUUUUGUUUUUAGUGCAGAUUAAAAUAUAGUGACAUUCCUAUAUUUUAUGAUAGUUUGUGUCACUGCGUGAGAUGAGAGCCCGGGGUUGGAAGGCGAUUGCGUUGAUGUGGCUGUAGCUGUUGCGACCCAAGGGGCGAUCGCCGAGCAAUGGGGUUGAGGCUGCGAUGAUAGCAACCUAUGGUUGUGGCAGAAUAUGCUAAGCAAGGGGGAGGCGGUGUUGAUGCGGCCGAGUUUGAGAAGAGGAAUCAAUGUUGCGUGCACUGUUGGGGUUGAGGCAAGGCAGCGUACUUGCUGCUGUUGCUGCGUUCGUUGUUGGAGGGCGACUGCUGCAGAAUGUGGGGUUGGUCGUUGGCCGGGAGCGACGACGGUGGUUACAAUCGAUGGUUACGACAGCAGAGGGUGCCAUUGUUUUUGUUGCUGCGUGGUGAUUCUAUUUUUGUCGCACCACCGAAGGAGUUGGCCGGAAGGAUCACGAGCGGUUGAGGAGAAGGCUGCGGUGGCUGGCAGCACCGGUGGUCACUGGUCGGAGCGCAGCGUUGGCGGUGGAGAAAAAGGCAGCGAGCGUCGUCGCUGGCCGGGAAGUUGCGAUGCUGGAGAUGGGAAACAGGGUGCUCUAUUUCUAUCGCACCACAGCCGGAGCCGCUGGCGAUGCUGGCAACGGCGGCGCGGCGGUGAUCGUGCGACCGAGAAGCAACGACAGUGGUGAAGGAGUCGGCAGAGUCAGCAGUGUCACGGUUGGGAACAAGGGCAACCGGUGAGUUGCCCUGUUUCUGGCACUACGGAUGCAGAGCAAGGAGGAUCGGUUGCUGGGAGGCAUGCGGCGGUCGUCGCACGGUGGCCCGCAGCAGUGAUGGGUCGGUUGGUCGGCGACGGCGCUGGAGGGGAAGAGGAGUGUUGGAGGCGGCGCGGCUGCGAUCGACGAGGGGCUGCGGCACAGAGGAACUCUGUUUCUGCAACCGUUGCAACGAGGGGCUGCGGCAACAGGCACGCUGUUCUAGCGCCAUUUGGUAUCAGAGCAGCGAUCCUUCGCGUUCUCGUUGCAACGAAGCUAUCAAAAAAAAAAAAAAACGAAGAAAGAAAGAAAGAAAGAAAGAAAGAAAGAAAGAGAGAAGAAGAAGCAGCAACCGCAGCCACGCACCCCAGCUUCCCCUGCGUCCGGCCAGCGCCCACCAUCGCCCCGCUUCCCGACUAGCGACAACCACCGCCGUCGUUGUUCCCCGGCCAGGAGACGACGCUGCCAGCGUCCAUCCCAGCCCUACUGCCGCCGCUCGCCUCCCCUUGCGUUGCAGCGCAGCCGCUCGACUCUUCUCCUCGGCGAUCGUUGGUGACGUUGCUCCCAGCCGCGCCACCACCGUUGCCUCUCCACCGCAACCCUAGCCGUGCCCCCCCCCUUGGGUCGCAGCCGCAGCCGCCUGUUGCCGCAGCCCCUCGUUGCAACGGUUGCAGAAACAUAGUUCCUCUGUUUCGUCGAUCACAGCAGCGCCUCCACCAGCCGCGCCGCCUCCAGCACUCCUCUUCCCCUCCAGCGCCGUCGCCGACCAGUCGACCCAUCAUUGCUGCGGGCCACCGUGCGACGACCGCCGCACGCCUCCCAGCAGCCGAUCCUCCUUGCUCUGCAUCCGUAGUGCCAGAAACAGGGCAACUCACCGGUUGCCCUUGUUCCCAACCGUGACACCGCUGACUCCUCCACCGCUGCCGUUGCUUCUCGGCCGCACGAUCACCGCCGCGCCGCCGUUGCCAGCAUCGCCAGCGGCUCCGGCUGUGGUGCGAUAGAAACAGAGCACCCUGUUUCCCAUCUCCAGCAUCGCAACUUCCCGGCUAGCGACGACGCUCGCUGCCUUUUUCUCCACCGCCAACGCUGCGCUCCGGCCAGUGACCACCGGUGCUGCUAGCCACCGCAGCCUUCUCCUCAACCGCUCAUGAUCCUUCCGGCCAACUCCUUCGGUGGUGCGACAAAAACAAAAUCACCACGCAGCAACAAAAACAGUGGCACCCUCUGCUGCCGUAGCCAUCGAUUGUAACCACGUCGUUGCUCCCGGCCAACGACCAACCCCACGUUCUGCAGCAAUCGCCCUCCAACAACGAACGCAGCAACAGCAGCAAGUACGCUGCCUUGCCUCAACCCCAGCAGCGCAUGCAACAUUGAUUCCUCUUCUCAACCUCGGCCGCAUCAACGCCGCCUCCCCCUUGCUUAGCAUAUUCUGCUUUUGUAAGCUGUUUCGUGCGUUAGUGAGUUUCUUGGGUUGGGUGCGUGAGUCUUGAAAUGCAAGCAAAGCUGGUUAUUUACUUGACUAUCUGGUUAUUUACGUGUACUAUGUGAAAUGCUACUUCUUUCUUUAAUGCAAGCAAAGCCAUUUACUUGA
Messenger RNA from Musa acuminata AAA Group (dessert banana), 6353 nucleotides. RefSeq lists its product as uncharacterized. The transcript is spliced from 10 exons. Gene Ontology annotation, cellular component: nucleolus. The record is from RefSeq and is a predicted model, not a curated record. Gene Ontology annotation, biological process: ribosomal large subunit biogenesis; ribosomal large subunit export from nucleus. Lineage: Eukaryota; Viridiplantae; Streptophyta; Magnoliopsida; Zingiberales; Musaceae. The coding region runs from base 2892 to 4019 and encodes 375 amino acids.